AUGGCCGUCCCGGACUCGGUGCUUUCCUGGCUAUACAGUGUCUUGCAUGAGUACCACGACCCUCAGCGAACAUACUCGGACCUCGCCCAGACGCUUGCUGCACAUCCGUCUUUGGCUCCGCGCACUGAAGUGUACACCUUUGAAAGCGGCGCCUCUGCACUAUUGAUCACUCUUGCUGGAACUCUGCCUGUCGACUGGAGAGGAACGACGUAUCGCUUUCCCGUCAAKCUAUGCAUUCCGCACCAGUUUCCUCAACAUGCACCCAUGGUGUAUGUAAUUCCCGCCAAAGACAUGAUGAUCCGCCCUGGCCAACAUGUUGGAGUUGAUGGGAGGGUCUACCAUCCGUUUCUGCGAGAUUGGCCAAGUAUGUGGGAUCGUGCUAGCAUUCCCGCAUUCCUGCAUCUCGUACAGCAGGUCUUUGCAAAGGAGCCUCCGGUUAUUAGUAGACCCCAGCAGCAGCAGCAGCAAAUCCAGACGCCGAUGAACCAACAACAAGGAGCACCUGGUCCCUCUAUCCCGCCGCUCCCUCCAAAGCAGAAUGCUUCUACCAGUGCUGGUGCUUCCAGGAUGCCUGAAAUGGGUGUUAACUCGCCGCCUCCAUUACCACCAAAGCAACACGGCGAUGGUACUGCACCUGGCCCUUCGCGUAAUGUUGCAAGUGACGGGCCUCCGUUGCCUCCGUUGCCUCAUGAAGUAGCACAGCGGCGAUCACAACCUCCACAUCCUACCGAAGGAUAUAGAACCCCGUCACGCCCACAAGGAGCACCGCCGUCUGGAUAUCAAAGUGGAAGACCACAAGAACCUCCACAUCUUCCCGCGAUGCCUCACCGCCAUAACUACAGCACACAUCAGGAAGCAAGUCCUGUAUCUCCUGUGUCGCCCAUCAAUGGAUACUCGCAGCAAACUGGGCCAACUUACCUCCAUCAACAACCCCAACCACCGCAUCUCCCAUCGCAAUCAUGGCAGCCCUCACCGUUGUCAAGAAAUCCUCAGCAGGUCGCACCUCAAAUGCCGUAUCAGAAUCAACAAGCGCCUCAGCAUUUCGCGCAACAACCCCAACAGCCACAUAGCAAGCAACCAGCGCCCGACCUACUAUCCGAUCCAUUCGAUGUAGCCCUUCCCACUCUAUCCCCAGGAUCAGCAGCCGAAGCACCUCCAAUUCCGCCAAAUCCGGAGAAGGAGCACCUCUUGCACGCUCUAUCUUCUUCUCUCGUGCAACAAGCCCAACAGAAAGUGAACCAGAAUCUCUCCGCACUUGCCCCUCUGCAAGCUCAGCAGAACGCAAUGCACGCUGCUCAGGAAAGACUCCAAGGUGAAAUCCGCCAACUUGAGCAAUUGGAACAAGCGCUCGCAAGCAACGAAGCUAUUCUGCACCGCAGCAUUCAAGAGUGCGACCGUACAAUUUCAACAGCGAAAUCCAAAAAGCAACCCCCCAUAGAUGAAGUGCUCAUAGCUCCCACUAUGGUUGCCAAUCAGCUGUGGACAUUAUGUGCAGAGGAAGCAGCAUGUCGCGAAGCCAUGUACGUUCUACAAAAAGGCGUUGAUCGAGGCAGAGUCRGCGGGAAUGACUUUGUACGCCAAAUGCGUGGACUAGGUCGCGAGUGCUUCUUGAAAAUGGCUCUGGCGAGGAAGUGUGCUCAGGGUAUGGGUCUGGRGACUCGAGGUAGAUGA
Ramularia collo-cygni is the source of this 1671-nucleotide messenger RNA. Its product is annotated as related to tumor susceptibility gene 101 protein. The coding region runs from base 1 to 1671 and encodes 556 amino acids. Gene Ontology annotation, biological process: endosome to lysosome transport; protein transport; protein modification process. NCBI's taxonomy places the organism in Eukaryota, Fungi, Ascomycota, Dothideomycetes, Mycosphaerellales, Mycosphaerellaceae. The transcript has a single exon. Gene Ontology annotation, molecular function: ubiquitin binding. Gene Ontology annotation, cellular component: ESCRT I complex. The record is from RefSeq and is a predicted model, not a curated record.